Molecule: messenger RNA, 2014 nt
Organism: Physella acuta
Lineage: Eukaryota; Metazoa; Mollusca; Gastropoda; Physidae
Product: glutathione hydrolase 1 proenzyme
Biological process (GO): glutathione catabolic process
Cellular component (GO): plasma membrane
Molecular function (GO): glutathione gamma-glutamate hydrolase
Source: RefSeq, a predicted model, not a curated record
UAUUUUUGUCCCGGCUAUUUAAAGAGACACCUGUAGCAAACACUACACGUUAGAGCUGGAGGUCAAGGGUUAAGGGAAGUAACUGCCGUUGUUGAUGUGUCCUGGUACAGCAUGUAUAGAAAACAAGUGGUGAAAUAUGUUAUAGGAGGAGUUAUGUCCCUGCUGUUGGCCGCGGUUGUCGUUCUUUUGGUGGUUUUCUUCACACAGUCGCCUGACGCAUCAGCCAGCCAACCAGUCAAGGGUAAUCACUUCUACCGACAGGCAGCAAUAGCGGCGGAUUCGGCUCAAUGCUCAACCAUUGGGAAGGAUAUCCUGCUGAAGGGAGGUAAUGCUGUAGACGCCGCUAUAGCAGCUCUACUGUGUAAUGGACUCGCCUGUACCCAGUCUAUGGGCAUUGGUGGAGGUUUCUUUAUGACCAUCUACAACAGGACCACAGGGGUGCCAACAGUGAUAGAUGCCAGAGAAACUGCCCCGGGGAGGGCAACAGCCGACAUGUAUGCUGGGAGACCUGAGGCGUCACUCACAGGUGGGCUCAGUAUAGCCGUCCCAGGUGAAAUCAAAGGCUACUGGUACGCACAUCAAAAGUAUGGUAGGCUGCCGUGGUCAGAUUUGUUUCAACCCGCAAUCAAGAUGGCCGCUGAGGGAUUUCCUGUAACACCUUCUUUGGGCAAAAUUAUCACAAGUUUCAAUACAAUGAUAUUACAAGAGGCAUCUUUAAGGGAAGUUUUCUUGAACAAUCAAACUGGAGAGUUAUUUAAAGAAGGGGAGAUAAUGACGAGACCAAAGCUGGCUAAUACACUCCGAGUUAUCUCCCGUGAAGGGAUGACAGCUUUUUAUAAUGGAUCUUUGACGGAUGACAUUCUACAAGAUUUACAGGACAUAGGGGCAAUAAUCAGCCGCGAGGACUUGUUCAACUACACUGUGCGCGAGACGUCACCAACGGAGGUAACUCUAAAUGAUGGAAUUAGGGUGCUGUCCCCUGGCACACCCAGUGGAGGACCUGUGUUGGCAUUUAUUCUGAAUAUACUGAAUGGCUACUAUUUUAAACCUAAAGACGUUGACACCGAAGAGAAGCGAGCCCUAACCUAUCACAGAAUGGUUGAAGCGUUUAAGUUUGCUUACGCCAAACGUACGGCACUUGGGGAUGGAAGUUUUGUCGAUGUAGCGGAGCUCUUACACAACAUGUCAUCAAAAGACUACGCCGACAGCAUCCGUAGGCAGAUCUCCGACACCAAGACGUUUGACUACGUGCACUACGGGCCUACGUUCUACAGCCCCAGCACAGGGGGCACCUCACACAUAUCUGUUGUAGAUGGUGAUGGUAGUGCUGUGUCGGUUACAAGCACCAUCAACGGCAGCUUCGGGUCUAAGCGUCGCGGCAUGAGAACUGGUAUAAUCUUUAACAACGAGAUGGACGACUUCAGCUCUCCCAACAUCACCAACCUGUUUGGGUUCCAGCCCUCCCCUGCUAAUUUCAUCGCCCCCGGCAAGCGGCCCCUGUCCUCCAUGUCUCCGUCUAUCUUUGUAGAGCGAGACGGUCAGGUUACCAUGGUGAUUGGCGCUUCCGGUGGGUCCAGGAUUACAACAUCCACAGCCUGGGUGGCAGCACACUCGCUUUGGCUAGGUGACAGUAUUAAAGACGCUAUUUUUAGACCACGUCUCCACCAUCAGCUUGUGCCCGAUCAACUCGAACACGAACUUGGAUUUCAGCAAAACGUGGUGACGUACCUGAGAGAGUUAGGCCACACCAUGAAGGAGUUACUCACCCCGAAGUCGGCCGUGCAGGGCAUCCGCGUCAUAGACGGUGCCAUCUUUGCUGAAAGUGACCACAGGAAGGGCGGGGUACCAGACGGCUACUGAUGCCACCCGGCACGUGCAAGCGAUGACCUGCAGACGACGUCUGAUCUAGAACCUGAGAGUUUAAAACUAGUCAGUGUAUUGUACUAUAAAGUGGUAGGAUUGUGAUCUACAACUUGUGGUUAUAUUAAAAUGUAUUAACAUUCUGUGUACAUAA